UGCUGGUGUUAGAAGUAGCAUUUGAAAAGUGCUUAUUCAUAUACAUAAUUUUGAAGAUAAUACGGAACAGUGGUAUUAAAUCGAGUCUAAAAGUUGCCGACGAGCAAAGUUCAAAAGGCCGUCGGGAUGGGAACUUUGUCAUUGAGCGAUUUUCAGGAUGUGAAAAUUCCUGCCCCUUGGGGUCAUAUCUCAGGUCGUUGGUACGGUAACCGUAGAGAACGACCCAUUCUUGCGAUCCAUGGCUGGCUGGAUAACUUGGGAACCUUUGAUCGACUCAUUCCCCUGCUCCCAGACUACAUCGGAGUCCUAUGCAUCGAUCUGCCAGGACAUGGAAGGUCCUCGCACAUACAACCGGGAAUGUUUUACAGUGUCCUCGACUACGUUUACAUCAUUCCCCUGAUCAUGAAGGAGUACGGAUGGAGAAAGGUAUCCCUGUUGGGACACUCGCUGGGUGGCGUCCUGAGCUUCAUGUACACUUCCCUGGCUCCUCAUACAGUCGAUAUGGUAAUUUCCUUGGACAAAUUGCUGCCUUUAUCGAUUCCGAAAGAGUCGGAGCAUAUGGCUCAGAAAAUGGAGAAGCACCUGGUCGAGGAGAAUCGGCAGGUAGGGGGACAUCUUCACGAGCCUCCCUCCUAUUCCUACACCCAGUUAUGUAAGCUUCUGGCCAAAGGAAGCUCCGGCUCCGUGACUCCUGAGUUGGCCAAGCAUCUGCUCCAUCGCCAAGUCACCAAAUCUCAACUCUAUCCGGAUAGAUUCUUCUUUUCCAGGGAUGGACGAAUCAAGUUCUACAAUAUAACCCCUUUAUCCAUCGGAUUGGGUGAAGAGAUGGCGCGACGUAUACAAAGGAAACCCUACUUGAUUAUAAAGGGUUCCAAGUCAAUUCACUUGCCGCUUGACCUAUGCAAGGGAACCAUGUCCAUUCUGGGUCAAAACAAUCCGCACUACGAGUUCUACGAGUUGGAGGGCACCCAUCAUAUUCACCUCCAUGCUGCCGAGGAGUGUGCCCGGUACAUAGUGCCCUUUAUUCGACAUCAUCGACCUCCUGUCCUUACAUCUUGGUCUUUGGCUGGAAAGGAAGCUGAACUAAGUCUAACAGAGAAACCCAAGGAACAGGAGAAAUAUCUAGCGAUGAUCAGGAAUAAUCCCAGUAAACUUUAAA
Molecule: messenger RNA, 1159 nt
Organism: Drosophila serrata
Lineage: Eukaryota; Metazoa; Arthropoda; Insecta; Diptera; Drosophilidae
Product: putative serine hydrolase
Cellular component (GO): membrane
Source: RefSeq, a predicted model, not a curated record